AUGAAUGUGGAACAGCAUUUUCCAAACUCACUAUUGAUUUUUGAUACUGUUGGAAAUGAUCAGGUGGCAUUGCUGAUGACCCGUCGGCAGUCACCAGAUUCUUCGAUUAUGACGUAUCCAUGCGGUGCACCACAAUACUACUGCGCAAAGAUGCCUCGCUGGGUUGUCUCAUCGUCGAAUUUUUUCAUGGGUGAUAGAAGUAUGAUUCCCUUCAUUAUACAGGUUGAUCAUGAAUCAAAAAUGUCUAAGAUGGAGCUAUUCAGAAAGGAGAACUUUUUGUUUAUGAAGGACGAUGGAUCGUGUAACGCUUCUUCUAUCGUGCACCUGAAGGAGGCUGUCAGUGUUGCACUCGAUGAGGUUCGAGUAGAAGUAAAGGACGAAGAAAUGGCUGUGUUAGAUUAUGUACUCUGGAAUCUGCAUAGGUGGUUCGGACUCGAUCCAUACAACAACAAAAACUUCCUCAGAGUGCAUGAAGGAAUUAUCUAA
Cylicocyclus nassatus is the source of this 486-nucleotide messenger RNA. NCBI's taxonomy places the organism in Eukaryota, Metazoa, Nematoda, Chromadorea, Rhabditida, Strongylidae. The record is from the annotation of a GenBank genome assembly.